AGGGCAAAGGGCCGUGGUGCCAUUUUGAGAGCGAGGUUAUUAGCGCUCCCCUCCCCCCGCCGCCUGCCAGGAGUGCGCUUCUUCCCGAGGCGGCGGAGGACGGGCAGGCGGGCGGGCGCCUCUGCUUUGAGAUGCUUCAGGCUGAAAGUAGAGUAAGGCUCUUGGAGUGUCAGAAUGAAAUCACAGUUGAACCAUGUUCUAAAAAAAUGAAGUCAGCAGAAGAGGCUUAUGAGAAACACUCUGAUGAUGAUAACCAAGGUCUUCAGGAGAAUACUGUGAGAAUAUCAAACAAUUUGGUACCAGCGUAUGCAUCAGAUAACCAAGAACAGCAUGCAGUGCAGAAGCAGGAGAAAAUAUUUGCUAGUGUCUUCAGACUGAAUGAAGUGCUUCCUGAAAAUAAUGUAGUGCUUACUCAGCCAGUUGAUUCAGAAACUGUGCAGAACGUAAACCCACCAUUUGUAUCGAUGAAUGACACUGAAGUUGAAGAAAGAAAAGACUGUUUUAUUACAGAUACUGCUGAUGAAGAUAGUAUUAAAAAAUGCAGUACAUUAUUCUCUGUAAAUGGAAAUGCAUCAGGUGAUUUUUUUACAAGCAAGGACUUUAUCGGACCAAUUUACAAGCCUGCUGAAAAUCACAAGCAGGACAAAUCUGGCAGCUCCAAUCAAUGUAGAAGCAGUGAGGGAGACCAGAGUGAAGUUCAUGGAAACGGCACUAGGAGAAAGGAGGCAGAGAAGACGCAGACUAUUUCUUCUGCUGUACCAGAAAUAGAUGAUGAACUGGACCAGUUCUAUAAAGAAAUUCACCAGCUGGAAAAUGAAAAUCUAAGUACUAAUUUUCAAGAGAAAGAAAAUGAAACUCAUCAGGAACUAUACUCUCCAUCUCACUAUAGUCAAACCACACAAGAGGAUUAUCAAUGUGCAUUAUUGGGCAGCUCACAACCACUGUGUGAGAAUGGACAGUAUUUUGGGAGAGGAGGAGGGAACAGUCAGAAAAUAGUCAAUGAGCAGCAGUUUGUCAUGGAAACAAGUGACUGGAAAUCUGAAAAUAAAUUUAAUGGACAAGAAGACACUAAGUAUUGGAACUACUCGGUGCCUGAAUUCAGACCUGCUUGGCAAUCAAUGCAGUCUUUCAUAGUGCCUCAGGGCCCUCUUCCUCCUGGAUUUAACCAUCAGUCAAAUGUUCAGAUACUUAAUUCCCCACUACAAAAAACAAAUGCUCUCUCUUCUCCAAAUGGUGAACUCUUUUACAAAAAUUACCAUGGUUACCCUGAAAAUACUGAUAUCAACAAUCACAGCCCAGUGCAUGAUCAAAGUACCAACUCUGCUGGUCAUAUUGAUAUCCAUACUUCUCAGGUCUUCAGAAAUGGAAAUAAUGACCAAAACGGACUUCAAAAUAGUGGUUUCUGUGAAACCAAAGAGUGUUGGAAAGAUCUUAAAACUGGCCAUACAGUAGGAAUGCACAGCUUUUCUUCCUUUCAAUUACCUGAAGAAAGAUUGAGUUGUUCACAGAAAUUGCUCCUGAUCUUAAGAGGCCUGCCUGGUUCAGGGAAAUCAACACUUUCUCGUAUUCUUCUUGGUCAAAGUCGUGAUGGCAUUGUAUUCAGCACAGAUGAUUAUUUUCGUCAACAAGAUGGAUAUAUAUAUGAUGCUGCUCACCUUGGUGAUGCCCAUGACUGGAACCAGAGGAGAGCAAAGCAAGCAAUGGAGCAGGGAAAAUCUCCAGUUAUAAUAGACAACACUAAUACUCAAGCGUGGGAAAUGAAGCCAUAUGUGGAAGUGGCUCUAGAAAAAGGAUACAGAGUGGAGUUCCAUGAGCCAGAUACUUGGUGGAAAUUUGAUCCUGAUGAAUUAGAAAAGAGGAAUAAACAUGGGGUCACUCGUGAGAAGAUUGCUCAGAUGUUGGAACGAUAUGAAUAUCAAAUAUCCAUACCUAUUGUCAUGAAUUCAGUGAUGCCUUCCCACAAAAACACUCAAAGGCCACCUCUGCAUCGAAGACAUAGGUGGGGAGGCAAUACAGACUUGUGGAAUUCUUUCAGUAUUUCCAGUAGCCAAUAACACAGUUGCAGUCAAUUAGUAAAAAUCUGUUAUUUGCCCUUCUUAAAUAUAUCAUCACCUCCAAUAAAGUAAUGGAUCUUCUUUGUUUCAAAUAGGCCUAUUUCAUGACCAUGUUCUUCUGGAGGUUGUUCUUCUAACAAACUUGCCCAUAAAUAAAGUUGUACAUUAAAUGUUUUUUAAAACUAUAUUUAUUAGAGUUGUAGUAGCUUUGAUUUUAGAAGAAGAUUUAAUAAUAUAGUAUGACAUACAAUAGAGUCUCCAUAAGUCUAAGUAUGUUGUCAUACAUCAAGUAACUGCUGAGCAGUUGUUUUUUUUACAGAAGAGAUCAUAUGUCUUUUAAAAGAUGAUUAAAGCCUCAGAAGAGGAGAGGUUUUUUUUAUACUAGCCAAUUUUAAUGACUGUCAUUUAGUCUUCUCGUGGUUUUAGGAGAUUUUUUUAAGUCCUGGAUUAUUCUUUUGCUCUAUUUGGCAUGUACUGCCAAUUGGCAAGAUUUUGGCAUGUGUUUUCUACGUUCAGUUGUGAUGUGCAGAGAUUUUUUGUCUCCAAAGCUCAUCUGGCAGCUAAAGCAGCAUUAUGCCAAUACAGUAUUCACCAGCCUUAAAGCGUGCUAUCUGAAUUAUUUUUCAGUUUGUUUGUUCUCAGUAGUACAUAAACUAUGAUGGUAGUGGCACACCACUGUCUUUUUGUGCUGACUGAAAAGAACUAAAUUUCAUCACUAAGAAAGAGUUAUAUCUUUCUAAGUCAAUUUCUUUCAUUUGUGAUAAAAACAAAUUACCAAAGCAAUUCCCAGUCCACAGCUGGGAUGCAUCAGUUCAAUUUAAACUGUGCAUAUGUAGGUCUGUAAAACCAUGUCGCGUUUGUAAUUUUGGCACAGCCCGUGUAAUACGUUUAACAACUAAUAAGAAAUGACCCAGCAUGGAGUGACUUAUUUAUUGCCCUUGUUCUCUUGAAAAUUGAAGGAUUUGUGUGUUUUCACUUUGCUUUUUAGCAUCUUGUUGUAUUAAUAAAAUGUCUUUAUCUUCA
Molecule: messenger RNA, 3077 nt
Organism: Pogoniulus pusillus (Red-fronted tinkerbird)
Lineage: Eukaryota; Metazoa; Chordata; Aves; Piciformes; Lybiidae
Product: NEDD4-binding protein 2-like 2
Exons: 6
Coding region: 132-2054 (640 amino acids)
Biological process (GO): negative regulation of transcription by RNA polymerase II
Cellular component (GO): nucleus
Molecular function (GO): transcription corepressor activity
Source: RefSeq, a predicted model, not a curated record